Molecule: messenger RNA, 2676 nt
Organism: Cyphellophora europaea CBS 101466
Lineage: Eukaryota; Fungi; Ascomycota; Eurotiomycetes; Chaetothyriales; Cyphellophoraceae
Exons: 2
Coding region: 1-2676 (891 amino acids)
Biological process (GO): positive regulation of transcription by RNA polymerase II
Cellular component (GO): nucleus
Molecular function (GO): DNA-binding transcription factor activity, RNA polymerase II-specific; zinc ion binding; transcription cis-regulatory region binding
Source: RefSeq, a predicted model, not a curated record
AUGGAGAUCGAGAUUCCUUCCCCCAGCGUCUUCCUCAAGAAAUCGCCUAUCAUCAGACCCGUUCCCGACCCCCCACCUGGGCCGGUGAAGAAACAACCCAGCAAGCCUCGACCCAAUACGGCGCCAAAAGGCUCGACAAAACCCGGCGCGGCCUCCAGUACAACUCAAGAUGGUGCCAUCACCAAGCCCAAGCAGAGCAAAAGUCGCAAUGGGUGCAUGACCUGUAAAAAGAAGCGGCUCAAAUGUGAUGAGACCAAACCGACCUGCCAGCAAUGCGCCAAGCGCAAUGUCGAAUGUGAAGGCUACAAAAAAGACUACAAGUGGCGAUCCUUUGAGGAGACCAACUUCAACCCCAAGCCUGCCGCCAAAGCUACCAAGAAGCAUUCACGUUCUUUGUCCUUCAACCCAGACGAAGUCGCCCUGCCUCGUCCCAUCUCGCAGGCCAAAUCAGACGAUGCACACGCAGCAUCAAGUUGGUCUCCAUCAGGCUUGUCAACUGCAUUCGCCGAUGCCAAACAUGCCUUCCAGCCUCCUACAUCCCACGAUGAUAUGGAUCAAACAUCCGGGCCACUGGAUCCGGCGUUACAUGAUCUGCCGUCCUUCGACUACAACGACUUCCCAGGUGAUGGUCUAGAUCCUUAUUCGCUGCCUGGACCCAGACACCCAUCGUCCCUGGCCGACGAUGGCAGCGCCAACUCAGCCGGCUCAGGAGAGUCGAUUCCUCCGCAUCUCCUAGACAUGCCACCGCUUGGCACCGACAUGGAUCAAUCCCAUGACCACAGACAAUUCGACAACUUUCUGAUGGAUGAAGAAUUCAACGACGAAUUCCUUCAGCGGCAUAUCUCUCCAAUGACCGUCAACCCCAUCGAUACGACUGCAUUGCCACCACGUCGAAAUUCGCGGGCUGCAUCUAAUGCUUCCAGCCACUCUUCCAAGACAUCUACCAUGACGGUCAUGGCCAAGCCCGAGUUCGAUCCUGCCUCCCCUGAGAUGUUGAUGCUCCGCUUCGACAAGAGCACCUGUGGCAUUCUUUCCAUCAAGGAUGGCCCCAACGAGAACCCCUGGCGCAACCUGGUGUGGCCCCUGGCUCGAGACUCACCAGCACUCUACCACGCCAUUGCCUCCAUGACAGCCUUCCACGGCAGGCAAGACUACCCCAACCUACGUGUCCCCGGCAUCUACCACAUGCGCAAGAGUCUUGCAAAGCUCUCCGAAAACAUGGAUGUCAUGCGUCCAGACGCCAAAUUAGCAACAUCCCUAGUCCUCGCGUUCGGUGAGGGGUGGGACGAAACUCUAAGCACCGGCGUCCAGCAUCUCCGCGGCGCCAAGGCCAUGGUGAUCCACGCCGUGAACGACUUCCAACAACGCCUCCAGGCAGGCCAACUCUCUACCCGCGAGGCCAUCAAAUGGCGCUUCCUCUGCAACACCUUCGUCUACAUGGACGUCAUCUCGCGGCUGACCAACCUGGAAGAAACGCCCGACGGUCUCAUCGACGACAUCGUCAACACGGUCAACCAACCGAUCGGCGACCUCCUCGACGUCGACCCCCUGAUGGGCUGCGCCGUCUCCCUCUUCCCCAUCAUCGGCCGCGUCAACCACCUGAUCCAGGGCGUGCGCCGCUCCGACCGCAUCCCGCUCAACACCGUCACCCAGGCCGAAGAACUCCGCAACCAACUCGAGCAAUGGCAGCCCGCGAACCCGGCCGAAUUCGAGCGCCCUGACGACGUCACCUCGGAAGUCAUGCACGCCAUCCAAACCGCCGAGGCCUACCGCUACGCCACUCUAUUGUACCUGCACCAAGCCGUCCCCGAAAUCCCCAGCUUCACAUGCGAGGCCCUCGCGCGCAAAGUCAUGCUCUACCUCGCCUCCGUCCCCGUCUCCAGCCGCACCAUCAUCAUCCAGAUCUUCCCGCUGCUGGCCGCGGGGUGCGAACUCACCGAACCCGACGACCAGGAGUGGGUCUCCCAGCGCUGGGCCUCGAUGAUGCUGCGUCUCAAGAUCGGCAAUGUCGACAGCUGCUGGGACAUCACGCGCGAGAUCUGGGCUAGGCGCGCGCAGUACGAGGCCGACAAGAAGGAGAGGAUGAUGCGUCGAUUCAAUGCGAGAGCGGGCCAUAUGGCGCAACAGCAGCAGCAACAGCAACAGCAGUCGCCGCAGCAACAGCAAGGAGGCGUCGGCGGAGGCAACAAUAGCCGCAAUCGCAACCGCGGCGGCGGCGGCGCCGACGACUUCGUGCCCGCCAUGAUGGGUGGUGGCGCUGGGCCGCAGCAGCAGAGGGCACGUACGGGCGAUUUUAGCGGUGGCGACGACUCCAAUGCCAGCAACUACUUUGACAUGGACAACAAUGGCGGCGGCGGCAGCAACAGCACUGGUCACAGUCCCGGGAAUCGAUCGGGUCAUAAUUCGCCCCUCAAGCCUUCACGACGCACUACGUUUGAUACCAUGUCGACCAUGGCCCCUCCGAGCAUGGGCAUAGGCAUGGGUAUGGGCAUGGCCAUGGGCAAUGUCAGCACGGGGCGCACGGGUCGGCGGCCACCGGCGGAACGGGUGGUGGACCUGUUGGAGGAUGAGUAUAUGGUCAGAGGGCGGUUGCACUGGCUGGGCUUGAUGGCAGAACGGGACUGGGAAAGUAAGUCUUCUCUCUCUCUUCAUCUUUGUUCACUUUUGCAUGUUUGA